Messenger RNA from Aplysia californica (California sea hare), 2880 nucleotides. Its product is annotated as ABC transporter F family member 4. The record is from RefSeq and is a predicted model, not a curated record. Gene Ontology annotation, molecular function: DNA binding. Lineage: Eukaryota; Metazoa; Mollusca; Gastropoda; Aplysiida; Aplysiidae.
CUUACUGUCCUUUGCAAUGCAACUCAAUUGAUUUACUUGGUAUGAACAAUAAAGACAAUAACUUUUCUUCCCUUUAAAAGAAAUCUACGCAAGAGGCCAUAUUACGGAGCUCAAAUUUUGGUAGGAAGCCUGACGAAAAUAUUGGAGGCCAAUCGAUUUUCCAGGUGGCCAAAUUUCAGAAAUUUGGCAUUCAGGAGGCCAAACUGGCAAUUUUCGCUGCAGCUGCUUUCGAUUACUAAACCCAGAUUUUGUUCUCUGUCAAGGUCAAAGAUGUUUAUAUAUAUUCAUAUAAAUUUGUUUUUACACAAGGAAGAUAAAAAAAAACCCAACUCUUAUUGAAACAAUUUCAGUUUUAAAAAAAAUCUAAGUUAUAUCAGCCAUUUCUAAGAAACUCUUAUCCGUUAAAUAAAAAUAUUAUAUCAAUAUUUGCGGGUCUUUUUUGGGCCUAAUUUCACGCUGUGUGCGAAUUGAGCUAUGUAUAUUUCCACGUUUUUAAGAAUUAAAACUUAUGACGCACAUUGAAACAUCAAUAAAAUAUAUAGAUUAGCUGUAAUUGUUGUUCUCUUUAAUUGUCAUCGAACAACAAAGAAGUAGGUUUUUAAAAAUAUCUAAUUGAGUUUAAAUGUACAUGUGUAGUUGCGAAGUCAGAAUUAUUUUAAUAAGCAGCUGUAGGUCUUGGCUUUUGCAUAUAUUUCGCAAACCUAGUGGAAAUAUAUAUCAGAGAAAAACACCAAACGGAAACAAUAAUAGCCUAAUUAACGAAACAAUUUUAAAAGCAAGCGGCAAGCAGGGCAAGGAGAAGUACUGAAUCGAAAGUAGAACUUCGGAUUGCAAAAUGAUUUUUCAUGUAGGUCUAGAUCUAGAUCUACUUGAGUUUUGUUUGAAUGCAACGUUCCCAUAUAAUCUACUGUGUUUUGAGACCUAGACUAACUUCCAUUCAAGCAGAAAAAAUGACUGACAAAGGAGCACACUACAUAUUUGGAAAAGUGGUUCAUACGAGCAUCUGAGGAUUGGGAUACAAGUCACAUCUACCAAGCAUGAUAGUGUUUUCCCUUUAAGUGCUCUUUUCUUGUACAUGGACUAGGGAAACCGACAGAGUGGUCACUGUCUUCAUCUCCGGCAUUACUCCCACUGUCUCUGAUUACUUUGGGUACUCCAGAUAGGGAGUAAGUUACGAUGUCUUUUGACUGACGUUUCAAGGAGCAAGAACCGACCAUUAGCAACAUGUCGGCGAAGGAUACUGGCUCGGCAAGAAAAAGAGGGAGGCCCAAGAAAGUGACAACUGCCCCAGGCUACAAUGUUUCUUCUAGUUCGAACGGUCGCGUUCAACAAUGUGAAGUGACUCCAGCUGAUGGUGUGGAGGCUAGAGCAAAAGGUGUGCCGACUGCUCCGACCGAUGUAGCCAACAAGGCACAGGGAGACAUAAUUACACCCUCAAGGCCUGUUCGUAAUCGAAAAAAGAAAACAUAUGACGAUUUCUUCAUCUUUGACAAAGCUGGAGGAAAAGCAGUUUCUGGAAAAAGAGAAGAAAAUGUUGCUGCUUCUGAAGUUGAUAAAACUCUGAGGGCAUCAAAAGAAUCUGCAGCAAAAUCACCCCUGUCAACUCCUGUAGGGGAUUUAGUUGAUGGCAGUAAUGAAACCAGAUUGGAACAAACUGUGUCUAGUCAUAUUAAAUGUUCUCAGGCGUCUGCAGGUAUUGUCACGUCUCCAGCAAAGGGGGAGGACGUACAAUGUGAUGUAGAGGUCAAGGCCACUCUCACAGCUUCAUCAAGCGAUGUCCCCGCUACUGUGGGCAAAAAGAGGGGAAGGAAAAAAAAGACUGAACUGAAUUCAAAUGACUGUAAUUCAGAUCUGCCUUCAGCGUCUUCUUUGAAUUGUUAUAUGGGGAGAGUGAAUGCUGCAGAGAGUGUGCCGGGAACAGGGAAAGACUCGACAAUGCAAGGAUCAGGAUCCACUGUCGAUGGGCUUAAUGACCUGGCAAUGGACAGCGCUGUGAGAGUUGGCGUUAUGGCUAAUUCUGGGAGCGGGCGAUUAAGGAAUUCGGGAUCACAGAGGAAAGGAAGAAAAGCUGGUAAGACUUUGGAUGACUCUGACAGUAAAAAGGACUCCAGUUUCAGUAAGGAUGUGACUCGUGGUUCCUGUGUACGACGCAGUGACAGAGCGAGAGUGAAGAAGCGAUAUGUUGAGUACGACGAGAGUGGUAGCGAGGGCAGCGAAACAUCGAGUUCUGAAAGCUCUGCUUCUGAUGAUACGAGUUUCCCACCGGCUAAAAGGGCCCGACUCGAUGUGGAGGAUGACACACCAAAGACUUCUCGGAAACGAGGCAGGCCAAGGAAAAAUAAUUCUGUUUCUAAGGUUAGCAAUGUAAUCGAAAUCCCUGAAGAUGUCAAAGAAACCUCUCCGCUGAAACGAAAACGAGGAAGACCGAGGAAAGACAAUUCUGAAGUUAAAGUAAAAGUGUCUGAUGUCGCGGAUGCUUCCUCUGCACCAGAUAAACUAGGGACACAGAGGAAAGAUGUCUUUGAUGCAAGCAUUAGUGGUGUAGAAGAAGACAGUGUUCUCAUCGAGGGCGAGUCCCCGGCCCCACGGAAGAGAGGGAGGCCAAAAAAAGACAACUCAGGAAGCAGUGCGAAGCAGGCAAAGGCUGAUGACGAGCGCCCAGUGCCACGUAAACGCGGACCAGGAAGAUGGAAAAAAGUUCUCGACACUGAUGACGAGGCCUCAGAUGAUGAUGAGGGUGGUCGAAGAAAAACCCGGAAGGAAUCGACAACCCACUGUUCAUCAUCCGGCACCUGAAAUACAUUGAGUGCAACAAGUGCAGCAAACGCUUCCGCUUUCCCCACUACUAUCGUCACCAUCAGAUGUGGUGCGGCAGGGAGG